Molecule: messenger RNA, 3499 nt
Organism: Tripterygium wilfordii
Lineage: Eukaryota; Viridiplantae; Streptophyta; Magnoliopsida; Celastrales; Celastraceae
Product: mechanosensitive ion channel protein 10-like
Exons: 6
Coding region: 1043-3403 (786 amino acids)
Biological process (GO): detection of mechanical stimulus; transmembrane transport; monoatomic anion transport
Cellular component (GO): plasma membrane
Molecular function (GO): mechanosensitive monoatomic ion channel activity
Source: RefSeq, a predicted model, not a curated record
UGAAGACUUCGAACUCUGCUUCACAUCUAUCCAGAAAUCGUGCCAGAAUCUACAGACGCCGCUGUUACUAAAGAAUCACAGCUGCGACCACCAGCAUCAGCAACCGAAACCUGAAUUCCUGGUUUAGUAAGUACGUAGAAAAGACCAAUGUAUACUCCUGGAAUUCUGUUGUCGCCGACCUGGCACGUACAGGAGACUCCAUCGAAGCCCUUCCAGCAUUUUCAUCCAUGCGGAAACUUGCUCUCUAGCCCAACAUGCCCGCUUUCCCUUGCGCCAUCAAAUUCUGUUCGGCUCUCCUCGAUCUCAUCUCUGGAAAGCAAACUCACCUACAAGCGCUUGUAUUCGGGUUUGAGUCGGACCUUUUUCUGUCGUCGGCUUUGAUUGAUAUGUAUGCCAAAUGCGGCCAUUUGACGGAUGCAAGAACGCUGUUUGAUGAAACUCCGCAUAGAAACGUUGUCUUGUGGACGUCCUUGAUUACUGGAUACGUGCAAAACGACAAUGGACUUGGAGGCUUUGCUGCUCUUUAAGGAGUUCUUGGUUCAGGAGUCCGAAGGGGAUCGAAUUGAGGAUGUUUCCAUUGAUUCAGUUGCCAUGGUAUCUCUUUUAUCAGCAUAUGUGGUCGAGUUUCCAGAGUUGACCGAAGCGGGGAUGUGGGAGUUGGGAAUCCACUUUGGGCCUGUUAUGUUUUCUACUGUGGGCUGUGGGCCCAUUGGACCUCUCAACCUAUUUUGAGCAGGCCCAUUUCCACUUCCUUAAAUUGACAACUUGGAAACUCGAUGGUUGGGGUAAACCUAUGGGUUCAGAUGACAAACUCUGAAGUUGCAAAUCGAUGUGGGUUCGCGAUCGCGGUGCCAAUUCUGCUGUAGUGCUGCGACGUUGAUGAUCGCCGUGCCAAUACUGCUGUCUCCGGUAUCUUCAAUUUCUCGAUUCAUCAAUUCCUGAUCUCUGAUUCGAUUUGGGGAAAAGGAGAUGACGAAGAGAGCAAUCGAAGAUCUGAAGAUUGAAAUCCUGGAGUUCGUUCAUUCAGGCUAAAAAAGCUUUCAUGGAAGGCGUGAGAGGGAAGAAAGAAAUGAACGACGUCGUGCUCCAAAUUUCAAGCAGGGAAGAAGUUUUUCACACUAACAAUGGAAUCAGAGGUUCUACUACAGCUUCUGCGGUCACUGGGUCUAGCUCUCACCCGAUUUCAAGCAGUUCUCAACUGGGUUCUUCUCCAGAAGGUUCAAAUCUGGAAUUGGUUGAGCUUGAAAACCUAAAAUGCAGUGUCCAAACACCCCCUUCUUCAGAGAGAGCACAGCUGAGCCCAGCUCCCAAGAUGCCUCCAAAAAUCUCAACUGAUACUUUGACUCGAAGAACAUCACUUGCACGGUCCGAGUUUUCAAAGCCGAAAUCGAGAUUCAUAGAGCCACCAUACCCAAAGAAUACCAGUUUGGUUGAAGAGCAGACCCAUUUGGAAAAUUCUAGCUCGUCCUACAGGGAUUCUUCAAAUGCUGCUUCACCAAGAAACAAAGUAAGUGCUACAACAACCAAAGAGAAUAUAAAAUCGGCCGCGUUAAUCCGAAAAACUUCAUUGAUUGGGUCGCCAGGAGGAGACGAUGAGGAUGAUGAAGUAUAUGAGACUGCAAGUUUGGAAGCUAGCAAAAACAAGGGUAAGAAAUGGACUGUCUUGCUGUUGAUUGAAUUGAUUGUUUUUGUGUCCUUCACGGGCAUUUUGAUUAUGAGCUUGACUGUGGAUAGAUUGCAGAAUUCUAUGAUUUGGGGCUUGGAAUUAUGGAAAUGGUGUGUAUUGGUAUCGGUUGUUUUUUGUGGUCGACUAGUUACGGGAUGGUUAAUGUAUGUUUUGGUUUUGUUGAUAGAAAGGAACUUCUUGCUUAGGAAUAAAGUUUUGUAUUUUGUCUAUGGAUUAAAGAGGAGUGUUCAAGUUUUUAUUUGGUUAGGGUUGGUUCUUCUAGCUUGGUUCGUGCUGUUUACCCUUGGAGUCGAGCGAUCAAAGGAGACUACUAAGAUUCUGAAUCACGUUACAAGGGCUCUUGCAGGUUGUCUAAUUGGAGCGGCUAUAUGGGUUGUGAAAACCUUCUUAAUAAAGUUGCUAGCUUCUUCUUUCCAUGUCACUAGAUUCUUUGACAGGAUUCAGGAAUCAAUCUUUCAUCAGUAUGUUCUUCGGACCCUCUCAGGGCCUCCAUUGAUGGAGAUGGCUGAGGGGGUUGGAAACACGGCGACAAUCCCAGUCGUAUUGAGUUUAACGAAUUUGAAGAAGAAGGAUUGGAAAAGUAAAGAAAUAGUUAAUAUUGAUAAGCUGAAAAGAAUGACGCCAGAGACUAUUUCCGCUUGGACCAUGAGAGGGUUAACUAAUGUGAUUAGUGGCUCAGGGUUGUCGACACUUUCGCAUACCCUCGAUCAGAUUGUUGAUGUUGAUGAGGGUGAGAACAAAGAUAAGGAGAUAACUAGUGAGUGGGAAGCAAAGGCUGCUGCUUAUCGAAUUUUCCAGAAUGUAGCCAAGCCUGGUAGCAAGUACAUUGAUGAGGAGGACCUUUUACGCUUCAUUAAAAAGGAGGAGGUAGAUAAUGUGCUCCUACUCUUCGAAGGUGCAGCAGAAACUCGAAAAAUCAAGAGAAAAGCUUUAAAGAACUGGCUGGUUAAAGUUUACCUUGAACGCAAAUCACUAGCACAUUCCUUAAAUGACACCAAAACAGCCAUAGAGGAGUUAAACAAGCUACUUUCUGGAGUGCUGCUCAUGGUCAUUACUAUUGUGUGGUGUCUUUUGAUGGGAUUUUUAACAACAAAAGCACUGGUCUUCAUUUCAUCUCAGCUUUUACUGGUUGUAUUUAUGUUUGGUAAUACUGUCAAGACAGUGUUUGAAGCCAUCAUAUUCGUAUUCAUAAUGCACCCGUUUGAUGUUGGCGAUCGUUGUGUGAUUGACGGAGUACAGAUGGUUGUUGAAGAGAUGAACAUAUUGACAACGGUGUUCUUGAGAUUUGACAAUGAGAAAAUAUUCUAUCCGAAUUCAGUUCUAGCUACCAAACCCAUUAGCAACUUUUACAGAAGCCCUGAAAUGAGUGAUUCUGUGGAAUUUGCUGUUGAUGUUUCCACUUCAAUUGAGGUUAUUGGAUCCCUAAAAGCUAGAAUAAAAGUAUAUUUGGAGAGCAAGUCCCAACACUGGCGACCUAACCACUGCAUUGUGGUUAAGGAGAUUGAGAACGUGAACAAGAUGAAAAUGACUCUCUAUGUAAACCAUACCAUAAACUUCCAGAACUACACGGAUAGGAAUAACAGAAGGUCUGAACUAGUUUUGGAGCUUAAGAAGAUUUUUGAAGAGCUUGGUAUUAAAUUUCAUCUUCUGCCUCAAGAAGUUCAGCUUAGACAUGCUGGGUCUGCAGCUUCUGAGUUUCCACUUCCUACGCGGUGAUGGUUUCUCUUCUUUGUGAACAAACUCAGAUUUUCUAUCAACUCUAAUGGUCGCUACUCAUUCGCAAAUUCAGAUUUAAGAAAUGAAAACUCUCAG